GAAGUUGAGUAGCAGAAGUGCAAUUUUGACUCAGUUUUCGAGGAUUGGAUUUUCGAUUAGAAAAACGAAAAUGGCUUCGGAGCAGUUAGAACCAUGGCAGAACCUGAAUGGGAAGGUGGUGAUGGUCACCGGAGCCUCAUCGGGACUCGGCCGUGAGUUCUGCCUCGACCUCGCCAACGCCGGCUGCCAUGUCAUCGCCGCCGCUCGCCGCGUCGAUCGCCUCAAGUCCCUCUGCGACCAAAUUAACCAUGACAUUUUGUCUCCUCAGUUGUCGUCUUCUUCUUCUUCUUCUGAUGCUAAUAUUGACGAUGAUGGUUCGAGAAUAAGAAGCGCAAUUAGGGCUGUGGCGGUGGAGCUCGAUGUUUGUGGCGAUGGGCCCACAAUAGAGAAGUCCGUACACAAGGCUUGGGACGCCUUUGGGAGGAUUGAUGCUUUGGUUAAUAAUGCUGGAAUUAGAGGAAAUGUGAGAUCACCACUUGAUUUGUCUGAAGAGGAAUGGAACAGGGUUCUAAGAACAAACUUGACAGGGACCUGGUUGGUGUCAAAAUUUGUCUGCAAACGGAUGCGUGAUGCAGGUCGGGGAGGAUCAGUCAUCAACAUUUCUUCUAUUGCCGGUGUUAAUCGUGGGCAUUUGCCUGGAGGUGCUGCUUAUGCGUCUUCAAAGGCAGGCCUAAACACGUUAACAAAAGUUAUGGCCAUCGAAUUGGGGGAAUACAAGAUCAGAGUGAAUGUAAUAUCACCAGGCCUUUUCAAGUCUGAGAUAACAGAAAAUCUCAUGCAGAAAGCCUGGCUCUCCAAUGUGGCUGCUAGAACUGUCCCUUUAAAGGAACAUGGUACCUCAGAUCCAGCAUUGACAUCGUUGGUGCGGUAUCUGAUUCAUGAUUCUUCGGCGUAUGUUUCAGGAAAUGCUUUCAUCGUCGAUGCCGGUGUUACCUUGUCAGGUGUCCCUAUUUUUUCUUCUCUUUAGGUUCUUGUGAAAUCUUAUGCGUUUGCGCUAUUGCAGAAUUUAAAUCCAGAAAGCAAGAAUAUUAGGACUUAAAUCUUGGUACAGUUGUAAAUAUUGUUUGUGAUUAUCAUGUGCCAAUAUUUACAAAAGUUGUUUCGAAUUAUAACGUCAAGAAUCAUAUUCUACUAUCUCCUCAAACUCAAUCUCAUUCCCUUUCUGUGGAAGAAUCAGUUCCAUGUUUGACAAACUCAUCAUCAUGUCAUCUUCUCUCUAGAUUUAAGGACCGUUUUCAGUCAAGCAAUUCCUUUUUCGGCAACGGUAAAAAAACCCGCUUCAAGUGCUAGUUGCUGGUG
Molecule: messenger RNA, 1299 nt
Organism: Morus notabilis
Lineage: Eukaryota; Viridiplantae; Streptophyta; Magnoliopsida; Rosales; Moraceae
Product: 3-oxoacyl-[acyl-carrier-protein] reductase FabG
Exons: 3
Coding region: 71-967 (298 amino acids)
Molecular function (GO): oxidoreductase activity
Source: RefSeq, a predicted model, not a curated record